Molecule: messenger RNA, 1717 nt
Organism: Aspergillus sclerotioniger CBS 115572
Lineage: Eukaryota; Fungi; Ascomycota; Eurotiomycetes; Eurotiales; Aspergillaceae
Product: bifunctional chorismate synthase/riboflavin reductase [NAD(P)H] ARO2
Exons: 3
Coding region: 144-1382 (412 amino acids)
Biological process (GO): aromatic amino acid biosynthetic process; chorismate biosynthetic process
Cellular component (GO): cytosol
Molecular function (GO): chorismate synthase activity; FMN binding
Source: RefSeq, a predicted model, not a curated record
CUGCCCCUCGCUUACUUUUCUCCUCCUCUCACGCCUGUCUUCUUGUCUCCGCCGCUCUCCCUCAUCCUUUCCCUCCAACUAUCUUUCUAUUCUCUUGCGACAAGUCGCCCCCUUCCACAUCCCCCCCAAAUUGACCGCCCGCCAUGUCGACGUGGGGUGAUUACUUCCGGGUCACCACCUAUGGUGAAUCGCACUGCCGCUCCGUCGGCUGCAUCGUCGAUGGCUGCCCGCCAGGAAUGGAGCUCACCGAAGACGACAUCCAGCCCCAGAUGACUCGGAGACGCCCUGGUCAGAGCGCUCUGACCACUCCUCGGAAUGAGAAGGAUCGCGUCGAGAUCCAGUCCGGCACGGAGUUUGGAGUUACCCUGGGCACUCCCAUUGGCAUGAUGGUGCGCAAUGAGGACCAGAGGCCCAAGGAUUACGGUGGCAGCACGAUGGACCUGUACCCCCGCCCCAGUCACGCCGACUUGACCUACCUCGAGAAGUACGGUGUCAAGGCUAGCAGCGGUGGUGGCCGCAGCAGUGCCCGUGAGACCAUCGGUCGUGUCGCUGCCGGCGCCAUCGCCGAAAAGUACCUUCGCCUGUCGCACGGCGUUGAGAUUGUCGCCUUCGUCUCCUCCGUCGGCAAUGAACACCUCUUCCCCCCUACUCCCGAGCACCCCACCGCCUCGACCAACCCUGAAUAUUUGAACCUGCUCAAGACCAUCACUCGCACCACUGUCGACGAGUUCGCGCCCAGCCGCUGUCCGAACGCGGAGGCCGCUGCACGCAUGACCAAGGUGAUUGAGCAGUUCCGUGACAACCACGACAGCAUUGGUGGUACCGUGACCUGCGUGAUCCGUAACGUCCCCGUCGGUCUGGGUGAACCUUGCUUCGACAAGCUCGAGGCCAAGCUCGCCCACGCUAUGCUCAGCAUCCCUGCCACUAAGGGCUUCGAGAUCGGCUCCGGUUUCGGCGGCUGCGAAGUCCCCGGCUCCAUCCACAACGACCCCUUCGUCGUCACCGACGUCGAGACCCAGCUCGGCCCCAACACCACUACCAAGCAACGCCUCACCACCAAGACCAACAACUCUGGUGGUAUCCAGGGUGGUAUCUCCAACGGUGCCGACAUCUACUUCCGCAUCGCCUUCAAGCCCCCGGCCACCAUUGGCCAGGCCCAGACCACCGCUACCUACGACUUCGGCGAGGGUAUCCUCGAGGCUAAGGGUCGCCACGACCCCUGCGUCACUCCCCGCGCCGUCCCCAUUGUCGAAGCCAUGUCCGCCCUGGUCGUUAUGGACGCCCUCAUGGCUCAGUACGCCCGCGAGAGCGCCAAGACCCUCCUGCCUCCGUUGCCCAACACCGUGCCCACUCGUCCCACUCUGGGCGCCAACCACGCAUAAGCUGCACAUGCACGAGGCUUGGGGUUUGGGUUAAAAUUUUUUCUUGUUUGGGCACCAUGCAUGCGGGUUAGAAUACAGUGACGUCAUGUCCAUGUUCAUGUUCAUAUUCAUUCAUGUUCAACACUUAAUGAUCUUAUUGGUAUAUCACUUCUGGAUUGGUGGUAUAGAUCUCGGGUUUGUUUGUUUGUUAGUUGUUUCUCAAAAUCGCGCUGGCGUUCCAUGUCCGUCAUGGCAUACAUACACACAUAUAUAUACAUGACAACAGACGAGCCUUCUUUCAUCUUUCACGGUGUUAGCUACUCUGUCAUACGUAUUGUAGCACGCCAAGGUUAUAG